CUAAUCCCAGCAAUGUUACUUGAAGGUGCUGGUGGAGUGGUAAACUAAUUAUAUACAUGCACCAGUCUAUAUGUUCAUCAAUGGUCAUCAUUUUCAGCUCAGGGGUGUUGGCCUUUGGUCUCAAUUUCUCAACUUGUAUGUCAUACAUUCUACUACCGCAGUUACUCUUCCAAUGUCACAGGCAACCUUGAAAGGGCUUCCUUAUGAUUCGUGGAGAGGACAGUCGAUGGAAGGCACGGUGGUCGGGAUCCGACGGUGUCGCUGCAGCCGGCUAUCAGGAGAUGACACGUACGCCAAUCUGCGGAGAGACGUGUCCUGGAGAGAGCUUUUCUCUUGUUCGUGUGUGCCGCUGGUCGGCACACGUAGCUAUAUUUGCGGUGAAGUGAAGUGGAGGGAGAACACGGAUGGAGGAUAGAGGAGGAGAACAGCAGGGAGGAAGAUGGCAGAGUAGGGAUGACAUCAAGCACGGGGCGGCGCAGGCGAAGCUGUCGGACGACGAGAUGCUGCGGGUGGGGUACAAGCACGGCACCCCCUUGGAAAGCGGCAAGAUCUCCGACGCCGAGCCCGUCGACCUGUUCGUCGACGCCCGGCGGAUCUCCGAGGCCACCAAGAACGCACGCCCCGCAGAAGAGGAGCCCAACUCCGGAGGACUAAGCUGUCAAGGAAGCCACCGCACUAGCAAUUAAUGCAAUCACAGUAGCAGUUCUCGCUCUCUCUACCAACGACCACUUGGAUAUCUCAUGUUUUCUUCUCGUCGUCUUCCUGUUCUUCUUCUUCUUCUUUCCAUGCAAGAAUAAGCUGAUCGUGAGUGUAGAAGACACCGUGCUUUAAUUUUCGUGGAAGUUUUAAUGUGAUGUUGGUUCUUCA
This is a messenger RNA of Musa acuminata AAA Group (dessert banana), 867 nucleotides long. RefSeq names its product SEED MATURATION PROTEIN 1. NCBI's taxonomy places the organism in Eukaryota, Viridiplantae, Streptophyta, Magnoliopsida, Zingiberales, Musaceae. Gene Ontology annotation, biological process: seed dormancy process. Bases 405 to 686 code for a protein of 93 amino acids. The transcript has 2 exons. The record is from RefSeq and is a predicted model, not a curated record.